Eimeria necatrix is the source of this 321-nucleotide messenger RNA. RefSeq lists its product as hypothetical. The record is from RefSeq and is a predicted model, not a curated record. Bases 1 to 321 code for a protein of 106 amino acids. The transcript has 3 exons. NCBI's taxonomy places the organism in Eukaryota, Apicomplexa, Conoidasida, Eucoccidiorida, Eimeriidae.
AUGAAGGAGUAUGUGGCCUGCCGUCGUUCAUUCUGCGUCUAUUGCAACGGAUCCCAUAUGAAAUCCGAAGUUGAGCGGCGCAAGGUUCGUGCCUCUUGUGCACAACAUGUCACCAACGUCCUCUGCGACAUGCUAAGGGUGAUAAUCGCAAUUUCCCGCAUUUGGGGCGCUACAUCCAUUGCAGACGACUUUGGCGCAAUCAGUUACUGGUCACACUGGCAUGCGAACAAGGCAUUCAGUGCCGCUGCUGAGCUGCCGUGGAAGCAGCAGCAGCGACAGCACGAGCACCUGCUCAAAAACAGUGAGCAAUACAGCAGCUGA